This is a messenger RNA of Fusarium subglutinans, 561 nucleotides long. RefSeq names its product nuclear cap binding subunit 2. Gene Ontology annotation, cellular component: nuclear cap binding complex. Gene Ontology annotation, biological process: mRNA cis splicing, via spliceosome. The transcript is spliced from 3 exons. The record is from RefSeq and is a predicted model, not a curated record. Gene Ontology annotation, molecular function: RNA cap binding. Bases 1 to 561 code for a protein of 186 amino acids. NCBI's taxonomy places the organism in Eukaryota, Fungi, Ascomycota, Sordariomycetes, Hypocreales, Nectriaceae.
AUGCGACCAGGCGUCAGAAACACUGUAGACCGGCUCGACAGGCCGAGCGCCUACUACCAGAACCGCAACAAGAGGAGACGCGAUCGUGAUGACGACCAUGACCAACCUCCAGAGCCCCAAGUUGACCCUCUAGCCAAUGCCACAACCCUCUAUGUCGGCAACCUCGAUCAAUCGCAUGAGGCUGACUUUCAUCGCAACAACAGGUCCUUCUACACAACCGAAGAGCAGGUCUAUGAACUUUUCGCAAAGUGCGGCGAGAUCAAGCGCCUUGUCAUGGGCCUCGACCGCUUCAACAAAACGCCUUGCGGUUUCUGCUUUGUUGAGUACUACACACACCAGGACGCCCUUGACUGCCUAAAAUACAUUGGUGGCACCAAGCUCGACGAGCGCAUCAUUCGUACCGACCUGGAUCCCGGCUUUGAAGAGGGACGUCAAUUUGGCCGUGGCAAAUCUGGUGGUCAAGUUCGCGACGAGUACCGUGAGGACUUCGAUGAGGGCAGAGGAGGCGUUGGCAGAGCGAUACAAGCCGAAGAGCGAGACGAAUACGCCGAGGGGAAGUAA